AUGGAUUACUCAUACGAUAAUGUUGUUCCAAGCUUUAGAUUAGAUGGUAGAUUAGCCAUUUUGACCGGUGGAUCUGGAGGAUUGGCUGCGGUAGUAUCCAGAGCAUUGUUGGCACAAGGAGCUCAAGUUGCUUUACUUGACAUGAAUUUGGAAAGAACCAAAGCCGCUGCAAAGGAAUUGGAAACAUGGGGACAAGAAAACUUAAAGGGUAGUCAUGAAAGCCCAAUAGGUGCUGUCUCAGCUUGGUCUUGUAACAUUGGAGAAUUUGAGCAAGUUGAAGAGUGCUUCAAGAAUAUUAAUGAACACCACGGUACCGUGGCUGAUUUGUUGAUUAAUACUGCAGGUUACUGUGAAAACUUCCCUGCCGAAGAAUACCCAUCUGCCAAUGCUGAAGGUAUUAUGAAGGUCAAUGGAUUGGGAGCUUUUUACGUGUCUCAAGCAUUUGCCCGUCCAUUGAUUAGCAGUAACAAAAAGGGUUCUAUCAUUUUGGUAGGAUCGAUGUCAGGUACUAUUGUAAACGACCCACAACCACAAUGUAUGUACAAUAUGUCCAAAGCCGGUGUUAUUCACUUGACCAGAUCAUUGGCUUGUGAAUGGGCCAAAUACAACAUCAGAGUCAACACAUUGAGUCCAGGAUACAUCUUAACCCCAUUGACAAGAAAUGUCAUUUCUGGUCAUUCCGACAUGAAAGAAGCAUGGGAAUCAAAGGUUCCAAUGAAGAGAAUGGCCGAACCAAAAGAGUUUGUUGGUUCGAUCUUGUACUUGGCCAGUGAGUCUGCUUCUAGUUACACUACAGGUCACAACUUAGUUGUUGACGGUGGUUACGAAUGCUGGUAG
Debaryomyces fabryi is the source of this 837-nucleotide messenger RNA. It is a transcript of the gene ARD, whose product is annotated as Ardp. Gene Ontology annotation, molecular function: oxidoreductase activity, acting on the CH-OH group of donors, NAD or NADP as acceptor. NCBI's taxonomy places the organism in Eukaryota, Fungi, Ascomycota, Pichiomycetes, Serinales, Debaryomycetaceae. The record is from RefSeq and is a predicted model, not a curated record. The coding region runs from base 1 to 837 and encodes 278 amino acids. The transcript has a single exon.